Messenger RNA from Sapajus apella (tufted capuchin), 1377 nucleotides. Its product is annotated as 60S ribosomal protein L7a. Gene Ontology annotation, biological process: ribosome biogenesis. The record is from RefSeq and is a predicted model, not a curated record. Lineage: Eukaryota; Metazoa; Chordata; Mammalia; Primates; Cebidae. Gene Ontology annotation, cellular component: ribonucleoprotein complex. The transcript has 7 exons. Bases 164 to 1198 code for a protein of 344 amino acids.
CGGUAAUCGGGUCCCGGAUUCACCCGCUGCCAUCCUUCUCCAGGCGUGGCCCCACAGGGCCUCCUGCUCCCCCUAGCUCUAGGAGAGCUGUACCCGGUGUGGCACGGAGACAUUGAGACGGACUAAAGCCCUGGGCGGCCGGGAGCGGGAUGCGUUAGUUCCCAUGCCGCUGGGCUGGAGGAGGAGAGCAGGGAGCGCCGCGGUGCGGGACUCGGACGGGGCCGAGGCGCCGGCAGUACUAGCGGCUUCUGGUUUUUCUGAGGGUCGCCCCAGAGGCUUUGACCAACGAGUCCGAGCCCGCUCCUGCUAUUUCUGGAGCCUGCGGGGCCGCGGUUCAGACGCCCCGAAAGGAAAGAAGGCCAAGGGGAAGAAGGUGGCUCCGGCCCCUGCUGUCGUUAAGAAGCAGGAGGCCAAGAAAGUGGUGAAUCCACUAUUUGAGAAAAGGCCUAAAAAUUUUGGCAUUGGACAAGAUAUCCAGCCCAAAAGAGACCUCACCCGCUUUGUGAAAUGGCCCCGCUAUAUCAGGUUGCAGCGGCAGAGAGCCAUCCUCUAUAAGCGGCUGAAAGUGCCUCCUGCAAUCAACCAAUUCACCCAAGCCCUGGACCGCCAAACAGCUACCCAGCUGCUUAAGCUGGCCCACAAGUACAGACCAGAGACGAAGCAAGAAAAGAAGCAGAGGCUGUUGGCCCGGGCCGAGAAGAAAGCGGCUGGCAAAGGGGACGUCCCCAGUAAGAGACCACCUGUCCUCCGAGCAGGAGUUAACAGCGUCACCACCUUGGUGGAGAACAAGAAAGCUCAGCUGGUGGUGAUUGCACACGAUGUGGAUCCCAUUGAGCUGGUUGUCUUCUUGCCUGCCCUCUGUCGUAAAAUGGGAGUCCCUUACUGCAUCAUCAAGGGUAAGGCAAGACUGGGACGUCUAGUUCAUAGGAAGACCUGCACCACUGUCGCCUUCACACACGUUAAUCCGGAAGACAAAGGUGCUUUGGCUAAGCUGGUGGAAGCUAUUCGCACCAACUACAAUGACAGAUACGAUGAGGUAAGAUCAGCUUUACACAAAAUACUGUCAUGUGCUAAUCUUUUUCCCAAACAACUGGCUGGCUUAACUCAUGAGCAGUUGUAUUUGGCAAUCAACUUGGAACAGCCAAACAGAACAACGCAACUAAUAACCUUGAAAAUCUCAGAAAACAGGCUAAGCUGACUCCCUGUUUUUGUCUUUUCAGAUCCGGCGUCACUGGGGAGGCAAUGUCCUGGGUCCCAAGUCUGUGGCUCGCAUUGCCAAGCUAGAAAAGGCAAAGGCUAAAGAACUUGCCACGAAACUGGGUUAAAUGUAAAUAACUGUUUCUGUAAAUAAAAAUAAUUAAUGCAAAUUUUCCUUCA